This is a messenger RNA of Phycomyces blakesleeanus NRRL 1555(-), 1140 nucleotides long. RefSeq lists its product as hypothetical. The record is from RefSeq and is a predicted model, not a curated record. Lineage: Eukaryota; Fungi; Mucoromycota; Mucoromycetes; Mucorales; Phycomycetaceae. The transcript has 3 exons. Bases 1 to 1140 code for a protein of 379 amino acids.
AUGUUGUCAGUACUCCACUUGAAAACAUUUGUGACAAAUGUGAUUUGCAACAACCAGGUUGACCAGGAAUAUCCAUCAGACUACGCCAAUUCUCACAACAUCAGGAGAUUCAGAAUUGGAUUCAAAGGUGUAGAAUUGGCCAUCGCUCUUUUUGUACCUCGUAAUCUGUGCACAACUCAGGGACCAUACACAAUAUGCUGGCCGACACCAGAAACAUUCAUUGCCCACUCGGUCAAAGUAUCUUUUUAUGUACUUGUGGCAGCUCUGUUGACCCUAAGCUUUAUUAUCAGUUGUUUGUUUUACGCAGCCAAGCACCUUGUGGGAUCUUAUAAAAACCGAUCCAAAAGCUCUAAUACUCAAAUCAACCAAUUGACGAGUACCUUGUCUACACCGGUGGUUAUACCAGCGUCCAGUGAACCAUCGUCGUCAGUAGAACUACUAAAACCAAAUAAAACGCUACUGGUUCCAGAAACAAGCUCUUCGUCUACAGGCUACAGCAACCCCACAGAAAACUUGCCCUCUUACACACACUCUCCUUCUAAUGCUGCUAGCCACACCGAUCAGAGAAAGGGCCAGAUCUGGACAAGUGCAGCUGGCUUAGCUGUUUCAGCUGGUUCUAGUCCGGUGGACUCUUCUCCAAACAGUAUUCCAAUUCAGAUAGUUACGGAUGACCAAGUAAAAUCUUCUCUCGGCGAUGGUCCAGUUAAUACAGUUGAUGAUAGUUCAGUAUCUCAUAUUUCCGAUAAUAUUCCUUACCAACCAGUUGAUGAUGCUCCAGCAGAAUCUUUUUUUAACGAUGAUCCAGUUAAGACAGUGGAUGGCAUUUCAGUAGCUCUUACUUCCAGUGAUAGUACCAUCCAAGCAGAAGAUAACAGUUCAGUAGAUCAUACUUCAAAUAAUAGUCCUCUCCAAGAAGUUGAUGACACACCAGUCGAUUCUAAUGACAAUAGCGGGAUUGUCCAAAUGGUUGAUACCAGCUCAGUAGAUGACACUUCAGUAGAUUCUGAUGCUAAUAAUGAGCCAGUUCAAGCAGUUGAAGACAGCCCGAUAGCCCAUAAUAUAAACAGUAGCCCAGUACAGGUAGUAGAUAACAACUCAGAAGAAUCUACUGCCAGAAUAAGGCAAAUCAAUCCUGUUUAA